AUGUCGUCCAUACAGCAGCGCAAAAAUGAGAUCUUGGCCAAGCGGGCUAAGCUUGCGGAGCUGAAAAAGCAGCGUGAACUACGCCAGAAGGAGUUCUCCAACAACAGGAAUAGCAUCGGGGAUGCUUCAGAGGUUGUUUCGCCGGUACCUAGUCGCGCUGACAGUAGAGCCGAACUCGAUGACCUGAUCUCCCGUUUGGUGGACCGUCCUGGAUCCGCUUCCAUCAGCCAUGGCGCGGAAGGCCCGUCGCGCAAAGGAAGUCGCCCGAAUUCAGUAUUGAGCGCCAGUCAACUGAGUGGAGAGAACCCCGAGACCUUGUCCCCUACAUCCCGACCACAAUUACAGUCCAUUGCCGUACAGACAGUCGGAGAAGAACAACCCUAUACGUACUCCGCACCGGAAGUUCAAGCCCCGCCUCCCCCUGAACCCAAACCCGAGCUCGUCACCUACAGCAAGGCUGUGCAAACAGACGGUCUCGCAUCACCACCACAGUCUGACGAUGGAUCAGUUGCUUCAGAUAGCGAGGAACAAGCUGGUACUACGCGGUCAAGCAAGCGUCUUAGUCGACGAGACCGGGAGCGCGAUGAGGAAAUCCGGCAGAAGAUCCGCAAAGAGAUCGAAGAGGAAUUGCAAGCUACGAAUGAAGAUGGAACUGCUGCGGUGUCUACGCAAUCCACACAACUGCGAUACCCUCUACGCACGCUCGAUGACGACGAGCUGAAGGCGGUUACAUCUUCUGAUGACUUCUUGGACUUUGUGGAGCGGUCCUCAAAGGUGAUUGAGCGGGCGUUGGACGAAGAAUACGACGUCCUUGCGGACUAUGAGCUUGGUGUAAAUGGGGACGUGGAAGAGGAUGAAGAGACUGGCAAGAAGAGGAGGGGCAUUCGAGAGGUCUGCCAAUUCUACGACGAGCGAUGGAGCAAGAAGCGCAUGAUAACCGACCUGAGCUUCUCGCCCAAGUUCCCGGAGCUUGUCCUAGCUUCAUACACAAAAAAUCCUUCUGCGCCUCAUGAACCGGAUGGGCUUGUCCAAGUCUGGAAUCAACAUCUCCACUCUCGACCAGAAUACGUGUUUCACUCUACGUCCGACAUCCUCGCCGCCAAAUUUUCACCCUUCCAUCCUAACCUAAUUGUGGGAGGCUCAUACUCAGGUCAGGUUCUUCUAUGGGACACUCGUUCCUCCCGCGCAGGCGGUGGGGCCCCCGUGCAGAAGACGCCUCUCACCGGGUCUGGACAUACUCAUCCCGUUUACAGCAUCUCAAUUAUCGGUACACAAAAUGCGCACAACAUCCUGACCGUGUCCACCGAUGGAGUCGUCUGUGGCUGGACCGUAGACAUGCUUUCGCAGCCGCAGGAGUACCUGGAGUUAACCACGCCCCCUCCGUCCAAGACAGAAGAUCUUGCACCAACUACCAUGUCAUUCCCCCAGUCUGACCCAACCUUCUUUAUUGUCGGCACGGAGGAGGGAGGCAUCUACCCCUGCCACCGCUACGACCGAGCCGGAGCAAAGGCAGGCACCGACCAUCGCCUCGCAUACCGCGGACACGCCGCACCGAUCAUGUCCACAGCAUUCCAUCCUGCACGUGGUCCCGUCGAUCUGGGAGAUCUGAUGCUUAGCUCCAGUCUGGACUGGAGCGUGAAGCUCUGGCGCGUACGGCCGCCAGCGACGACUGCCGCUCUCACAUCUGGCACGUCCUCGGCCCAGGUUGUUUCGCCUAUUCUGGACAUCGUCCGUGACGAUGUCGUGUAUGAUGCCCGCUGGUCCCCGCACAGGCCGGGCGUUUUCUCUCUCGUCGACGGUGCUGGCAACGUCGAGGUAUGGGAUCUCUACACAGACACCGAAGUUCCUGUUGUACGGACGACACCUUCUCGUGGCCCUGGCGCCAUGCCGUCCCGUAGUCUGAAUAAGGUUGCUUGGGAGGAGCGCGAAGGUCGGCGUCUGGCAACUGGUGGUCUCAAUGGUGUCGUUACGGUCUUCGAGGUCGGCAAAGGCCUUGGUGGGCCAUCAGAAGAGGUGCCGGCGGAGGAAUGGGCAGGUAUGAAGCGUUUAGUUGGGAAAUUGGAGCAGAAGGAUCGGGUGGUUUGA
Penicillium daleae is the source of this 2085-nucleotide messenger RNA. RefSeq lists its product as uncharacterized. The transcript is spliced from 3 exons. The record is from RefSeq and is a predicted model, not a curated record. The coding region runs from base 1 to 2085 and encodes 694 amino acids. Gene Ontology annotation, cellular component: cytoplasmic dynein complex. Gene Ontology annotation, molecular function: dynein heavy chain binding; dynein light chain binding. Gene Ontology annotation, biological process: transport along microtubule. NCBI's taxonomy places the organism in Eukaryota, Fungi, Ascomycota, Eurotiomycetes, Eurotiales, Aspergillaceae.